Molecule: messenger RNA, 1573 nt
Organism: Daldinia loculata
Lineage: Eukaryota; Fungi; Ascomycota; Sordariomycetes; Xylariales; Hypoxylaceae
Product: P-loop containing nucleoside triphosphate hydrolase protein
Exons: 1
Coding region: 129-1340 (403 amino acids)
Biological process (GO): ribosomal subunit export from nucleus; translational termination; translational initiation
Molecular function (GO): ATP hydrolysis activity; iron ion binding; ATP binding
Source: RefSeq, a predicted model, not a curated record
ACUAUUUCACCAAGGUCCUUGAAGAUGACCUAAAGGCCGUUGUCAAACCCCAGUACGUUGACCAGCUCCCGAGAGCUGUCAAGACACCCGACAAGAGUGUCAAGUUCCUCCUCGAGCACAGAUCCGCAAUGGGCAAUAUGGACCAGGUUCUUGACACCUUAGAACUUCGUCACAUCCUGGACCGCGAUGUUAACCACCUUUCUGGUGGAGAAUUGCAACGAUUCGCCAUUGGGACAGUCUGUGUCCAGAAGGCUGAUGUAUACAUGUUUGACGAGCCAUCUUCUUACCUCGAUGUCAAGCAGCGUCUUUCUGCAGCGCGAAUGAUCCGUUCUUUGCUCGGCCCGGAUAACUAUGUUAUUGUUGUCGAACACGAUCUGUCAGUCCUUGACUACCUUUCCGACUAUAUUUGUGUUCUCUAUGGUAAACCCGCUGUAUAUGGUGUGGUUACUCUACCUCACUCGGUCCGUGAAGGCAUCAACAUUUUCCUUGACGGUCAUAUUCCUACCGAGAACUUGCGGUUCCGAGAAGAAUCUUUGACGUUCCGUAUCUCAGAGGGUACUGAUGACUUUCAAGCCGAUAAGGCUCGCGCCUUCAGCUACCCCAAAAUGGAGAAGGCUCUCGGAAACUUCAAGCUCAACAUUGACGGCGGUGACUUUACUGAUUCGGAGAUUAUCGUCAUGAUGGGUGAAAACGGUACAGGGAAAACGACCUUCUGUAGGCUUCUGGCUGGUGCUCUUAAGCCCGACAAUGCCGAGAAGGUUCCCGAGAUGAGAAUCAGCAUGAAGCCCCAAACUAUUACUCCUAAAUUCGAGGGUACCGUCCGACAGCUAUUUUUCAAGCGAAUCAAGCAGGCGUUUCUCUCCCCGCAGUUCCAGACUGAUGUUGUCAAGCCUCUCAAAUUGGAUGAUUUCAUCGAUCAAGAAGUCAAGAACCUAUCCGGUGGUGAACUGCAGCGUGUAGCCAUCGUCAUGGCACUCGGAUUGCCAGCCGACAUCUACUUGAUUGACGAGCCGUCGGCCUACUUGGACUCCGAGCAGCGUAUCAUUGCAGCACGCGUGAUCAAGCGUUUUAUUAUGCACGCUAAGAAGACGGCUUUCAUCGUAGAGCACGAUUUCAUCAUGGCUACAUACUUGGCGGAUCGUGUUAUUGUGUUUGACGGAAAGCCGGGUCUCGAUGCCCAUGCUAACGCGCCCGAGUCGCUGCUCACUGGAUGCAACGCUUUCUUGAAGAACCUAGAUGUCACCUUCCGUCGUGAUCCGACAAACUACAGGCCUCGUAUCAACAAGCUGAACAGUCAGCUGGACCAGGAACAGAAACUGGCUGGAAACUACGUAAGUUAAAUUUACCCCUAAUGUUUCAUCGAGGCUCAUCACUAACGUGAUCCACAGUUCUUCUUGGAAGAAGACAGCUCUUGAAACGGGCGUCCCACGUGAUAAUGGCUACCAUCAAGGCCGCAAGCAUCAUCAAAAUACCCCAUCAGCAUCGGAUACCGGCGUUCUAGGCGUACAAAAAGGGGGGUCAACGCGCCGAGAGAGCGGGAGCGCGCAUGAGUUAUCCGACAUGGAUGCGGAUG